AUGGCGAUUGUCACAACUCACGUAACACUCUCAUGUAGGAAGAGGGAAAUGCCCUCUUUCGCUGGCCUCGAUGGCGCAAACUCGAACAAGAAGCGAAAACGAACAGAACUUUUCCCAGAUGAGGAGCUGAACAAGUCUCAAUCGAUUGCCAAGACCAUGUCCCCUUGGUCAGAUCUACCAAGGCAGGCGACAUGUCUUAUUUUAUUCUUUUUUGUUGUAGCAAAAAUGUCCCACGAUACAACACCACCACCAGCCCCUCCACACUCUCCACGCGAACUGCGCAUCACCAGAGCUCAAAAACGGCCACAACUUGGUUAUGUCGAGACAACAAAAGCUCUCGCGAAAUUAGAUAUACUCAAUUCAGCAACACGGGAAAUUCUCUCAGGAAUUGAUGGGUUAACUGAGACGGCGGAUGAGAUAGAUUGGAUACUCAAUUUAGGAACACAAGGGGUCUCUCAUUCCCUUGCACGAACAAAACAGACUUGUCAAAGCCUGAUGGACUUGGUUCAGGAAAGAUUGGCGUUUUUAGACCAACAAGAGAUGUAA
This is a messenger RNA of Fusarium poae, 546 nucleotides long. RefSeq lists its product as uncharacterized. The transcript is spliced from 2 exons. Bases 1 to 546 code for a protein of 181 amino acids. Lineage: Eukaryota; Fungi; Ascomycota; Sordariomycetes; Hypocreales; Nectriaceae. The record is from RefSeq and is a predicted model, not a curated record.